Messenger RNA from Babesia ovata, 4692 nucleotides. RefSeq lists its product as uncharacterized. The record is from RefSeq and is a predicted model, not a curated record. Bases 1 to 4692 code for a protein of 1563 amino acids. NCBI's taxonomy places the organism in Eukaryota, Apicomplexa, Aconoidasida, Piroplasmida, Babesiidae. The transcript is spliced from 2 exons.
AUGAUAGAUGGUAAGAUAGAGGAAUUGAAAAGUAAAAUAGGUAAGGGCCAUGGUGUUUCAGGUUUUGCUAAGGCCAUUGGGAGAGUGCGGGAUGGGCUGGAGAGGUAUGAGGAUGAAAUGAAGAGCUUAAAUGAUGCAGUUAUAGGUCAUUCAGAAUCCACUAUAGAGCAGCUUAAACACCAGAUUGAUGACAAUAUUGAAGCCAUUGGUAAGUUCACUGAAGUUGAUCAGUAUGAUGAGUAUGUCAGGACAUGGCAUGGAACGGUAACUCAAGGCUUAGAUGAGAAUGUUACCGAGAUUCAAAAGGCCAUUAAAAAGCUUGAUGAACCGCUGCGUAAGCUGCUAAAAAAUGAUUUUGAGAAGAUUAAGCAAGAAGUUUCGACGAUUAGAAAAUCGGCCAAACGGGAUGAGUUUCAUAUGAGGGGGUUGGGGGAUCAUGUGACAAAGAAGCUUAAUAGGCUGAGAGAGAAUGUUGACAAAAGGGUGACCGAUCAUAUGAGAGAACUUAAAAAUAAGUUGGCUAAAAACAUUAGAGCAAUGCAGAGACAGGUUAGUGAUGUUUACAGUAAGUUGGGGGGGUACGUUAAGGAGUUGCAAAAAUGGAUCGACACGGCCAAGGAGAUUGUGGAUGCUGCGGUGACCAAGGUGGAAUCUAUUUUAAAUGUGGUUAAGCAUGACACAAUGGACAAGAGUGAUCAGCAUAGGGGUGUUACCGAUGCUGCGGAACAGUUGAAGCAGCAUGCUGAAGAACUUUACGGUGCUGGAAAGGCUGUUCAUGGUGGGAUCGUUAAAUGGGUAAGUGACGCUACAAAACAGAUACCAUGCUUGGAGAAGGUUUACAAGGAAAAAUUAGUAGCAGUUAGAGAUGCUGUAAGAGCGACUAUGAGUAGGGUAGAAGAUAAGAUUAAGGCAAUUUGCCAACCCAUAGGCGCUGUGCGUAACACGGUAGAAGAUUUUGUGUCAAAGAUUACAGAGCAAAUUGUUGAGGAGAGUAAGAAUGCUCUACAUGGUGGUUCAAAUCAUGUUGUAAAUAAGUAUCAUCAAUAUGUCGACGAUUACAUUAAGAACUUCGAUAGGUCUGUAGAUAGAUGGGUUCAGGACGCAGUUCAGAAUUCAGGAUUACCCAGUAUCAUAUAUCUCCAUGUUACCGGCGCAAAUGUCAACCCAGAUUGGAAGAAAAUAUCAGCGGCUACCAAAAACGGUAUGCAGAAGAUAAGUCAAAUGGUAAAGGGAGCUGGACAGAAGCCCAUUGCCGCAGAGGGAGACGUCAAAACCACACUGAAUAAUAUCAAAGCUUUUUUUGAUAAAGUUCCGAGCGAGGUUCAACCAGCUAAGGCGAGUGAAAUAGUAGCGGCAAUAAACCAGAAUCAAGAUAGUUCCAUAUCUCCUUCCGCCUACACCCUUGAGCUCGAAAAUGCAGUCAAAGCAGUCCUUGCAUCUAUUUCUUCCAAAGCCUCUGCUGCCUCUGAAGACAUCAAAACCUUGACAGCGGAACAGAAUAUCAGCGAAAUAAAGAAAUCUCUCACAAAUCCUUCAACUCUCGUUGCUAAACUUGGAAAGGUAGAGGCCAAAGCUGUUGAUGACGCUCUUCAGAAGGUGACGGAUAAGCCACUUAAGGGUAUUGAUAAGAGCAAUGAGGGUGUCAUAACUAUAAGCGAUAUAAACUAUUAUGGUUAUGAUUUGGCUGAAAGAAGCCUUAGAAGCGCUAUUUCAAACGUUGAUUCACAGGUCAGAAAAGCAUUGAGCAAAAUUGAAAAACUCAAAGAAAACGCUUUACAAAAACACCAAGAGGUAGGGGAACGCCUCAACGCCCUCUGCACAGCAGUCGAGCAAGUAGCUGGGAAGCCAUACAACGAAGGUACUUUGAAAAAAUUGUUAAAUGAUUUCAAAACUACCAAAAUUGCCACUGCGCUCAACAAGAUCAGGAAACAGUUUAGCGAACUGCAAAGCGAAAGCAUCGUUCAACUGAAUCAAGCCGUCAACACUCUCCUCUCCGAUACCCUUCCCAAGCUGGCCGCUUCUACCAUCGAGGAGACAAACAAGUAUCUCGGCAAACAAGUGGAAAGCGCAAUAAAGGACAUCAAGAAUUUAGCCUUAAAACGCUAUGCCUUGUCAAAAACUGGCGAGCUUACCGAAUUGAAUAACUUCGUCGACGCCCGCCGUCUUGCCAUGACCAAGAUCAUCGACGAGGACAAGGCGUCCGGAAUUAAGGGCCUGUUGGGGAAUAUGAAGAAUGGAAUCGAACAGUUCGAAGAUUUUGACACGGAUCUGGAACUGCACGUAGCGGCAUCACAUGUUUCGGACUACUUAAAACAAUUUAUGGAUGCCGUUAAAGGGCAACCGGACACGAAAUCCGUUGCGUCGAAUUUUGACAAACUGCAUAGGCCGCUCGAGAAAUUACUCGACGACUUUGAAACGUCACAAUAUUUCGAUAACACAUUUUGCAAUAACGUAAAAUCACUUAACGAUGCCGUAGAGUCGUUGGUACCUGAACGCUUUUCGGGCCCGAUCAGUCAGCCGCUGGACGUGCUCAAAGAUGGUGUGAAAGCAUUUGCGGGCGAAGUCGGCAAGGCGUACAUUAACGCCUACGAGGGGUGUCAGCCGAUCGAUCAGUGGGUGACUCAAAGCGCUGAGCAAAAUGCUGGGCAAAAUGGUAACCAAAUGGACAACCAAAAAGAGAAGUUGACAGAUGAUGGAAAGUGUGGCGCCAAGGUCUGUCUCACGAUUUUUAACACUAUUUACGAAUAUGUUACCAACUUGAAAUACGAGUGUGAAAGUCACUGGCAAGGCAAAAAGCUCUGUAAAUCAGAUGCUAACGGAAAGAACUUUCUUGGUUUGUUCCUCCAGCAAUGUGGUUUUGACAUUGCCAAAGAUGACAAUUCGAAAGAAGGCGAAUCGCAAUGUAGAGUCAGUAUGACGGCUGAAAAUAUUAUUACAAAACUUUCGCAGUUCACGGUUUCUAUUGCAUCCAGGUCCAAUAGCAGUCCCCUAAUUGAAACCAUCACAGAUAUUUUUGCUCACCUAGAAACUUACAACAGGGUGUGCCACUACACCAUACUGAAUUCACCUAGAUAUCCAUGUUCAGUGUUCGACAUGUUGUCGUGGCUUUGCAGCCUUCAGUACAACACAUAUUACGAUAAGCUCCGAAACCAGUGUAAUGCUUUGAUUAAAGAUGAGAAAGAUGGCGCACAUAAGAAGAUAAUAUCUGCGUUGGCAUCAUUUCACUUACCAGCAAUGUUCACUCCAACAUAUCAUUUGUUACUUACAAUUGCCGGAUACGGCGACGCUUCCACGUACUACGGUUGUGAUUAUUUAUCCAAUACGCUUGGUUUAUAUUACCCAUCUAACACCAACGGUUGCUUUGACAUGCUGCACGACAUACUUAGUAGAUUGUGUCCUGUGCUUACAUUUUUGCUUAGUCAAUGCCGUCUCGAUAAGUCGUGUUUUGGUUGGGCCGACUGCAAAUUUGGUAACGGUGUCCAAACGUCCGACUGGCAGUGCGGCCCACACGGUGGCGAGUUGCCAUCUUCUAACGGCGACUGUUGCAUAAGUUCUCCACUGCACUCAUACCUGACUGACGCCCUGAGAGGCAUGUUGCCUCACACCGUCACAUCCAUUAAAGGCAAACCUGUAUGUUCCACGUGUAGUAAGAGCACAGGUAACAUGCCAUGUUUGACGCCACUCGGGUUCAGAAGUUUCUCCGGUAGUACGCGUAGAGGUAGAGACUUAUGUUCAUUGCUUGACGAUAUCUGUAGUAACAGUGGUGUCCUUACCAAGGUCUAUUCCCAUAUGUCAAGCAUUGUUUCUCUCCCUCCUAGAACUCUACCUGAUGUAUUCUCGUUCCAGUGUAGACUUCCACGGUAUUGGCACAAAAUGGAUCAGGCAUCCGCAAAACUGGAUCCCAUCCAGCAAGCCAUCUGUGAUAAAGUUACACAAACAGUAGCGUGCGACAUUGACGAUGCUAAGAAGCUUCUUAAUCCUUGCUUGGAAUUGUAUAAUUCCAAAUCGCAUAAAUCCCACAACUUCAAUGAACAUCCCGAUCUCAAAUACCUUCUGGGCUGCGGUGAAAACAACUGCGGCAACUAUCUCCGACCACUCAACCGUUCGGCAUACUACACUUUGACUCCAAAGCACGCCGAUAAACACCUUGCAUGGUUGGUUCACGUAACUGAACAGACCGUUACCCUAUUGACCAAGCUUGUUGAAGAAUUGCUAUCCAUAUCAUGCCAUGAUUACGGCUGUCAAGGAUGCCAUCAUGAAGACAAAUGCAUCCCUAAUAAACAUGGUAGGCAAGAAUGUGGCUGCGAAUCUGUCGUUCAUUGCCAAGCUGUGCUACCUGUAUUAUAUAAAUAUGGGUUCACAUAUGGCAACGUUAGGCACCUGGCCAUCAUGAAAACAUGCAACGAUUUAGUGGAACAUCUAGAGCAGGUUAAAAAAUCGAAGCAUAUGGAAGCAUGGUUGAAAGCUAUCGACAAUUUCAUCUGGGCCAUUCGUACACCCUUCUCCUACCUCUUGUUAGCCCUCUGGUCCCUCUCUUUGCUCUACCUGCUGCACAUCGCCGUCGUCCGCCUCGACGUCCUGAGGAUACGCUCCCACCUGAGAUCACCCUCAUCGCACCGCAUCGCCGCGCAGUCCCUCCUCGCCGCCGCACGCGUCAAGGCACUCGCCAACGUCAAGUACUUCUCACCAUAA